Molecule: messenger RNA, 975 nt
Organism: Bolinopsis microptera
Lineage: Eukaryota; Metazoa; Ctenophora; Tentaculata; Lobata; Bolinopsidae
Product: homeobox protein MOX-1-like
Exons: 1
Coding region: 1-975 (324 amino acids)
Biological process (GO): regulation of transcription by RNA polymerase II
Molecular function (GO): RNA polymerase II cis-regulatory region sequence-specific DNA binding; DNA-binding transcription factor activity, RNA polymerase II-specific
Source: RefSeq, a predicted model, not a curated record
AUGUGUACUGUUUACAAUAACCCAUCCUUCCAACUAACUCCUCCGACUUAUCUGGAGUCCCACUCUGAUAGACUUAUUACCCCCGCUCCAUAUUCCAUCCCUGUUCCAACCACCCUCUCUCAGUCUCAGGCACCCUACACAGCUGCCCUAUCACCGGCAUCCUAUCCUCAAUCCUCCACAAACCCUCCUCCAACUUUCUACCCCUCCCCAGAUUCCAGCCACAACUCUCCUGGUUCUCCACCUACCACUACAUCCCUCUUAGAACUGAGGAGCUAUCCUGAGCCGAGUCUUUCAACCAGCACCGGUACCUACCCACAGGGGGACACUCCGCAACACAACUUCUACGAGUACAUGUACUCUUCAUUCCCUAACUACCAGUACCAGAAUCCUAGCAUCUACACUGAUAACAGUGUCCCUGAUACGGAUAGUUACCCCAGUGUCGCACCAUACUACUCCCACCCCUCCUACCAUCCUUACAGCUACUCGAACAGAGCCCCUUCCCAUUCCAACAUCUACACAGAGAGAACUACUGCCUCCUCCACCGCCCACUCUCUGCUGCAAACCUCCCAGAGCUCCGCGACAACCAUCCAGCACCCAGCUGACUCCUCUACGGACCUCUACCCUUCCUCGACAGUCAUGUCACCUGAAGCAAGUGAUAAUACUAACAGUCCCAAAUACCCUCCUGUACUUGUGAAAGGUGGCGGUAAAAUCAGAGCUAAACCGGUGAAACGGACAGAAUUCUCCGCUGCAGACCUCAGGAUCCUUGAAGGACACUUUGCGGUAUCAGACUUUGCCAGAGGACCACGUCGGGACGAUAUUGCUAGACAGUUGAACGUGAGACCUAGAUCUAUCACCAUUUGGUUCCAGAACAGACGAGCUAAGCUGAGGGCCAGGACCCAACAACUGGAUCUGUUGAAGAAGGCGGCAGAGACUGGGGUUGUUCAGGACAUCGAGAAGAUUUCUGAUUUCAGAUAG